Eutrema salsugineum is the source of this 1054-nucleotide messenger RNA. Its product is annotated as UPF0664 stress-induced protein C29B12.11c. Gene Ontology annotation, cellular component: nucleus. Gene Ontology annotation, biological process: positive regulation of DNA-templated transcription. The record is from RefSeq and is a predicted model, not a curated record. The transcript has 6 exons. Lineage: Eukaryota; Viridiplantae; Streptophyta; Magnoliopsida; Brassicales; Brassicaceae. Bases 230 to 859 code for a protein of 209 amino acids. Gene Ontology annotation, molecular function: transcription coactivator activity; chromatin DNA binding.
GCGGGAUCUUCUUGCAUCUGGAACAAGCGAGAAGCUGUAAUCAGAUCGCGCGUCCCUUUAUUUCCAUUUUUUUAAUCGUCUUCGUCAAAAUCUAAUUUCACCAAAUUCUCUUCCACCGAUCAAAUCCAUAUCAGGCGAUCAAGGUUUUAACCAGCAAGGAAGAAUUGAGAUUUGAGAAGAAGAAUUUAAUUAUUUGUUUACCCGGCUUGAUCAAUUGAAACUGCAGUUCAUGGCGCUAAACCCCCAAUUACUACCCAAUGGGAUGCCUAUUCCCUUUGUGAAUGAAAUGUUUGUUCUAGUCAGAGAUGGGGUUGAGUUCGAAGUCGACAAGAUUCCUGGAGGACAUGGAGGUCAUGUUAAGGCUAAGGGAGUGAUGUACUUGUCUAACAUACGGCUAGUCUUUGUUGCAAGCAAGCCUGUUGAGAACUUUGUUGCUUUUGACAUGCCCCUGCUUUACAUCCACGCCGAGAAAUUCAACCAGCCAAUAUUCCACUGCAACAAUAUAUCUGGACAAGUGGAGCCUGUGGUCCCAGAGAACGAGCAUAGAGCUCUAUAUUCAACACACAGUUUCAAGAUCCUGUUUAAAGAAGGUGGCUGCGGGACGUUUGUUCCUCUCUUCUUGAAUCUCAUAUCAUCAGUGAGACAAUACAAUCGACAAAUGCACCAAGCAGCAGAAGCAGCAGCGGCAGCAGCUCCACGUGUUGAUCCUCUUCAAGCUGCACAAACCCCGGUUGAUGAGAUGAUGAGACAUGCGUACGUGGAUCCGAAUGAUCCAACGAAGAUAUAUCUGCAGCAGCCAUCAGGAGGGGAAUCUCAGCUGAGGCGGCGAGCCUACCAUUCGAAUGCAGGGGAACAUUGAUGAUAUCAAAACAUGAGAGUGAUGGGUACAUAGACAGCAACAGAUUAGUGUUGCAAAUAAGCAAACGCGUUGUAUGGUGUGUUUAAAGUUAAAAAAAAAACUAAAACAACUUUGUGUAAUGAGAAAAGAUAAAGACUUGAUGUGGGUUUAUCUGUUAAACUUUGAUUCUCUAUAAGUAAAAGUUUGGUUUGGUUA